AUGACUGACUCCGAUAUGAAAUCGUUCAAGAUGGAGAACACCAAGCUUGAGGGGGCGGGCGAGCAACUCCCUGGCAAUUACAUUGAAAGUGCAAGCAGAGACAAAGCCUUGAAUUUGCUUGCAAAUAGCCAUAUUGCGUUUGACCCCAACUCAGCUGAGGCGAAGCGGGUCAGAUGGAAGAUCGACAUGCGAAUUAUGCCGAUGAUCUUCGUCAUUUACUGCCUUCAACUCAUGGACAAAAACAGUCUAUCAUUCGCUGCGAUUAUGGGUAUCAAACAAGACACCAAUCUUUCGUCUGCGGAGUACUCUUGGCUGGGAUCACUUGUUUACUUUGGAUAUCUUGGGGGUGACAUCCCGGCAACUUAUCUAAUGCAACGGUUCUCUCUGGCUAAAUAUCUCUCUGUUAUGUCAGCAUUGCGAUUUUUCCUGGGUGCCAUUGAAGUCUCAACAGUGCCUGUAGCUAUCUACAUUACUGGUGCAUUCUACACCAAGGAAGAACAGCUCACACGAGUGGCAUUGUGGUACACUACAUCCGGAUGGGCAGCUAUCUUCGGUGGCUUCCUUGCCUGGUGCAUGUAUCAUGCGGAGAACUUCCGCUGGCAAGGUCUCUUCAUUUUAUAUGGAGCGAUGACAUUUGUGACGGGUGUUUUACUGUUCCUUUUCCUUGCUUCGUCUCCGACAGAUGCCAAGUGGCUGACCGAAGAAGAAAAAGUCAUUGCCCUCGAACGUGUUCGAGGAAAUAAAACAGGUACCGAGGUUUGGAAAUUCAGCUGGCCCCAGCUUCGAGAGGCGUUCCUCGACGUUCGGUUUUACUUGAUAUUUUUCAUGUUGAUCGCGACUGGAAUGCCUAACGGUGGCUUGACUGCCUUCGGCCCGACCAUUGUGGAUGGAUUUGGCUAUGAUGUUCCUACCACACAGCUUUUGAAUAUGGGCUCCGGUGCGGCUCAGGUCACUGGCACCUUCCUUGCUCUUUUGCUUGCCAAACGGACCAAUCGUACCUUUGCUGGUAUAUGUACACUUCUUCUUGCCUGUAUCGGCUCCGCUAUGAUGCUUGGGAUUCCAAGCUCGAAUAAUAGCGCUCGCUAUGGUGGAUAUGUUCUGGUUUAUCAAUUCCCAAUUUGCAUUGUUUUUAUUAUCGCCUUCAUGACCGCAGGUGUGGCUGGCUCGACAAAAAAGUUCGCUUUUGGCUGUGUUUAUCAAUUGGGAUAUGCUAUUGGCAACAUCAUUGGCCCCCAAACUUACAGAGCCCAUGAUGCACCAAAUUACUAUCCGGCGAAAUAUACUAUGCUUGCAUUUUUCAUUGUCACUGCGAUUUUAAUCGCAAUUUACGGCUGGAUUCAUCACUCGUGGAACGAAAAGAGAGAGAAGGAGCUUUCCGCUCAACCACAAGACACGGUCGAUGUUACAGAGAACGCAGAAUUUGCCGACUUCACUGACUUCCAGAUGAAGUCUUUCCGAUACCCGAUUUAG
Messenger RNA from Penicillium expansum, 1470 nucleotides. RefSeq names its product Major facilitator superfamily domain, general substrate transporter. The transcript is spliced from 8 exons. Gene Ontology annotation, molecular function: transmembrane transporter activity. Gene Ontology annotation, cellular component: membrane. The record is from RefSeq and is a predicted model, not a curated record. Gene Ontology annotation, biological process: transmembrane transport. Bases 1 to 1470 code for a protein of 489 amino acids. Lineage: Eukaryota; Fungi; Ascomycota; Eurotiomycetes; Eurotiales; Aspergillaceae.